Dichomitus squalens LYAD-421 SS1 is the source of this 2346-nucleotide messenger RNA. RefSeq names its product exo-beta-1,3-glucanase. Lineage: Eukaryota; Fungi; Basidiomycota; Agaricomycetes; Polyporales; Polyporaceae. The record is from RefSeq and is a predicted model, not a curated record. The transcript has 18 exons. Bases 1 to 2346 code for a protein of 781 amino acids.
AUGCGCUCGUUUGGUAUUCUUUCUUUCUUCGCGGCGGCGACGUCUUUGGUCGCGCCCGUCUUAGGCCAGAGCUGCUCUACAACCGGUGUCACUGGCACAGCCGCUGCAGGGGACCCCUACUGGCUGCAGAGCAUCAAGCACCAAGGUAUCGCUGCCUUCAAUGCGGACCCUAGUGGGUAUCAGGUCUUCCGCAACGUCAAGGACUUCGGCGCCGUUGGCGACGGUGUAACGGACGACACCGCCGCAAUCAACAAUGCUAUCUCGUCUGGCACUAGGUGCGGCGAAGGUUGCGACUCGACUACUACCCAACCCGCAGUUGUCUACUUCCCUUCCGGGUACGCCGCGUGUUCAUGGCUGAAUUCUUUCACGUUCAACAGUGCCUAUUACUACACCGUCCUGAUCGGUGAUGCACGCAACCCUCCUAAGUUGCUCGCCGAUGCAAGCUUCUCGGGUUUCGCUGUCAUCGAUGCGGACCCGUACAUCCCAGGUGGCGGCGGUGCCCAGUGGUACGUGAACCAGAACAACUUCUUCCGGAGCAUUCGCAACUUCGUUAUCGACCUCACCCAAACGCCCGCAACCGCGACCACCACCGGUAUCCACUGGCAAGUCUCGCAAGCGACCUCAAUCGUAAAUGUCGUCUUCGAGAUGAGCACUGACCCCAACACUGGCCACCAAGGUAUAUGGAUGGAGAACGGUUCUGGUGGUUUCUUGGGCGACGUUGUUUUCAACGGAGGCAAAUACGGCAUGUGGGUCGGCAACCAGCAGUUCACAGUCCGCAACGUGACCGUCAACAACGCGAAUACUGCCAUUUUCUCGAUUUGGAACUGGGGCUGGACUUUCCAGGGUGUCACUGUCAACAACUGCCAGGUCGCCUUCGACCUCACCACGGGCGGUCUCACGCAAGAUAGUCAGACUGUGGGCUCGAUUGCCGUUAUCGACGGCUUUGUCUCCAACACGCCCAUACUUGUCCGUUCCUCGACCGCCUCCAACGGCAAGCUUGCGGGUGCCCUCGUCCUCAACAACAUCCAUCUAACCAACGUCCCUACGGCCGUCACCGUCGCCGGUGGCGCCACUGUCCUUGCGGGCUCCUCGGGCACCCAGGUCAUCGAUUCAUGGGGCCAGGGCAACGUCUACACCGGCUCCUCAACGACCGGCACCUUUACCCAGGACAAAAUCGCGGCGCCGAACAAGCCAAGCAGCCUCCUCGACAGCGCCGGCCGUAUCUUCGGCAAGGCGCACCCUCAGUACGAGGACUUCGCCGUCAGCCAGGUCGUCAGCGUCCGCGACCAGGGCGCGAAGGGCGACGGCAAGACCGAUGACACUGCUGCUCUCCAGGCUGUCUUCGACCAGCAUGCGGGGUGCAGCCUCAUCUUCGUCGACGCUGGCACGUACCUUAUUACCGACACGCUCAAGAUUCCUGCCGGCGCGCAGGUUGUCGGUGAGGCCUGGAGUGUCUUCCUGGGAUCCGGUAGCGCGUUCUCCGACCAGUCCAACCCGAAGGUCGUGGUGCAGGUUGGCCAGCCAGGCGACACUGGUAUAGUUGAGAUUUCAGACAUAAUCUUCGCGACCCAGGCCCCUGCUGCAGGUGCCAUUGUCGUCGAGUGGAACAUCCACUCUGACGUCCAGGGCGGAGCCGGUUUGUGGGAUUCUCACAUUCGUCUCGGCGGUGCUGAGGGCACGAACUUGCUUGUUUCUAACUGCGCCAACGGUACUGUCAAUGACGCAUGCUCCGCUGCCUACCUCGCCCUCCAUCUCACCGAGGGCUCCACCGCAUAUCUCGAGGGCACUUGGGUCUGGCUCGCAGACCACGACCUCGACAGCGGAGGAUCGAAGCAGAUUACGGCGUUCAGCGGUCGCGGUAUCCUAUCAGAGUCUGCUGGUCCCGUCUGGCUGAUCGGCACGGGAUCGGAGCACCACACGCUCUACCAGUACAACCUCGUGGGCGCGAAGGACCACUACUUGGGAUUGAUCCAGACCGAGACUCCGUACUACCAGCCGGUCCCCGCGCCACCUGCUCCGUUCAGCACGAACAGCGCUCUUCACGAUCCCACGUACUCGGGCUCGCAGACGUCGGCAUGGGCUGUCAACAUCGAGUCUUCGUCUGACAUCAUUAUCUUCGGUGCCGGUCUCUACAGCUUCUACCAAAAUUACGACCAGGCCUGCUUGAACACCACCAGCUGCCAGAGCCAGAUCUUCAACAUCGACUCGGGCUCCACCGUGAGCGUGUACAGUCUCGCUACCGUCGGCGUGACCACCUCGCUCUCCAUCGAGGGUAGCCCCAUCAUCCCUGCCAGCGCGAAUGUGAACGGCUUCCAGUCCACCGUCACUUCGUGGACCCGGUCUUAG